Zeugodacus cucurbitae (melon fly) is the source of this 1623-nucleotide messenger RNA. It is a transcript of the gene T3dh, whose product is annotated as probable hydroxyacid-oxoacid transhydrogenase, mitochondrial. Gene Ontology annotation, cellular component: mitochondrion. NCBI's taxonomy places the organism in Eukaryota, Metazoa, Arthropoda, Insecta, Diptera, Tephritidae. The record is from RefSeq and is a predicted model, not a curated record. The coding region runs from base 138 to 1541 and encodes 467 amino acids. The transcript is spliced from 5 exons. Gene Ontology annotation, molecular function: alcohol dehydrogenase (NAD+) activity; metal ion binding.
CGCUGGAUACUAACUUUGUGCCUGCAAAAGCAAACACAACGUCUUCGUGCACACGCCAAUUGCGUACGUUAUCAGUAACACUGAGCAGCUGAUCACUUAUUUAGUAAACAAGUAUUAUUCAAUUUUGGCCAGGAAAAAUGUCGCGUAAAAAUGCAAUUAAUUUAAUGCACGCUAUAGCUAACAAAUCUUGUAUUUGCCCAGCACAUUCGCAUGGAUACAGUUCGGGCGUAACGCAAAUUGCGGGUGCCACUCAAACCGGCAAAAUGGAAUACGCUUUUGAGAUGUCAUCAUCGACGGUACGUUUUGGACCAGGUGUUUCAGCCGAACUCGGUGCGGAUCUACGCAAUUGGGGUGCAAAGUCUGUUUGUUUGGUUACCGAUGUUAAUGUUGCUAAAUUACCUAGUGUACGCACAGCUUUCGAUUCGCUCAGUCGUCAUGGCAUACAGUUUGAAGUGUAUGAUAAAACACGCGUCGAACCGACCGAUGCUAGUUUAUGGGAGGCUGCGACCUUCGCAAGGGGAAAACAAUUUGAUGCGUUUGUAGCAAUAGGCGGUGGCUCCGUAAUUGAUACUUGCAAAGUGGCCAAUUUGUUUUCGUGUGAUAAAGACGCAGAAUUUUUGGAUUAUGUGAAUAAGCCGAUCGGUAGAGGGAAAGAGAUUAACGUUGACCUGAAACCGUUGAUCGCGUUACCGACCACUUCGGGUACCGGUUCAGAGACUACCGGUGUAGCUAUUUUCGAUUACAAAAAAUUACACGCAAAAACGGGAAUUUCGAGUAAAUUUCUUAAACCCAAAUUAGCCCUCGUCGAUCCGCUACAUACUCUUACGCAGCCCGAACGUGUAACCGCUUUCUGUGGAUUUGAUGUUUUUUGUCAUGCCCUAGAAAGUUUCACCGCCGUUGACUAUCGUGAACGUGGACUUGCACCUGCUGAUCCCAGCUUACGACCACCUUAUCAAGGCCGUAAUCCUAUUUCAGAUGUUUGGGCGCGUUUUGCAUUACAAAUAAUACGUGAAAAUUUCAUACACGCUAUUUAUCAGCCCGAUAAUUUAGAAGCGCGAUCUCAAAUGCAUCUAGCAUCUACAAUGGCUGGUGUUGGUUUCGGCAACGCUGGUGUACAUCUUUGUCAUGGAUUAUCUUAUCCCAUAUCUGGAAAUGUACGCAAUUUUCGUCCAGAAGGCUAUGACGACUCACAUGCAAUUGUUCCACAUGGGUUAUCCGUUGUGAUCAGCGCACCAGCUGUAUUUCAGUUCACAGCGCCUGCAUGUCCAGAACGUCAUUUAGAAGCGGCGCAAAUACUGGGCGGUAAUGCCGACAAUGCGAAGCUGUCAGAUGCCGGACAAAUUUUGGCAGAUACCGUACGUACUUUUAUGCAACGCGCUGGUAUUGAAAAUGGGCUGAAAGCUUUAGGAUUCAAUGGCGAUGACAUUCCAGCAUUGGUUGAGGGCACUUUGCCACAGGAACGUAUAACUAAAUUAGCACCGCGCGAGCAAAGUAAAGAAGACUUGGCAAAACUCUUUGAGAACUCUAUGGAAAUUUAUUAAAUUUGCGACUCACCUGAAUUUAUGGCUAUAAUUCUGUAGGUUUAUCACUUUUAACAAUAAACAGUUUUUUAAUAUUAAAGUA